Messenger RNA from Neltuma alba, 892 nucleotides. RefSeq lists its product as uncharacterized. The coding region runs from base 292 to 678 and encodes 128 amino acids. NCBI's taxonomy places the organism in Eukaryota, Viridiplantae, Streptophyta, Magnoliopsida, Fabales, Fabaceae. The record is from RefSeq and is a predicted model, not a curated record. The transcript is spliced from 4 exons.
UUCCUUCGUUCGGUGAAUGUUUGGCGUUGGGAAAACCUCGGCAUCCCUGCUAGCUGAGAUUUCGUCAACAUUGGCCUCGUUUCUCUUCCUGCUACAAGCUCAGCCACCUCAAGUUCUCUAGUCCGGUUCUGUCACUUACUCUGGACACUCUGCAGUUCCUUUAUCUUGCUGCAACAAGUUCCACAGAUUCCGGAAGGACUGGCAUAUUUGUGCACCACUCUCGUCGAGCUCGAUCUUUCCUUGAACUCCCUCUCCGAGCUGGCUUUUUUGGCGUAUUAGCGCUGACAUUUAAUGGAUUCCGAAGUUGAAACUAUUGAGAGAAGAUUUACAUCUUUGUUUGGUCAACUUCAAGCAGAGUACGGCGUACUUGAAAGAAUGGUGUACAAGAACAAGAACCAGCAUAGGCGUUGUUCUUAUUUCAAGUAUCUUUUGAAGGUAGAGAGGGAUUUGCGGCUUCUACGAUCUGUGAACUUGGAGGACCUUGUCAUAUCGUGCCUCCUUGUUAUCAAAGGAGACAGACCUAAACAGAAGGCUCAUCUUUUAGAGAGUUUAAAAAGGAGAAAAUGCAACAGUGGAAAAUAUAAUUUUCUGGAGCGGAUUUUAGGAGCUGCACGCCUGCUGGCAGAGGUACAAUUGCAUGUGAAUUCUGAAGAUUUACUUUACUAUCUUCAUUACUAAGUUACUGUGCUUCUACUUCGGCAGAUCAUUUGUUGUGUGCGUCUGAAUUCAUUAAUUUACCAACUAAUUGCCACCUGCUUGUUAGACAGUAGUUGUUUUAUUUUAGCAGCAUAUUGUUGAAAAUACUUGGUUCUCGUUGAGAUGCUCUGCUUGCCAUUGGUAAAUAUCAUCAAUGUCAAAGCCUGUCUGAGCAAAAAUAUUGAGGGAAGAUAAU